Messenger RNA from Ipomoea nil (Japanese morning glory), 508 nucleotides. RefSeq lists its product as uncharacterized. Lineage: Eukaryota; Viridiplantae; Streptophyta; Magnoliopsida; Solanales; Convolvulaceae. Bases 56 to 493 code for a protein of 145 amino acids. The record is from RefSeq and is a predicted model, not a curated record. The transcript has a single exon. Gene Ontology annotation, molecular function: nucleic acid binding.
CGACCGUUCUGUGUCCCCGCCAGCUGCUUCUGUUGACGUUGUCUCGACGCCGGAGAUGGCUCCUGCUUACCUGUCAAUGGUGGACCCUUUUCUCGUUGAAGCUCUCCAAAACCCUCGCCAUCGUCUCACCAUUAUGCUGAUGGAACUCGACGUUCAAAUGUUUUUGCAAAAUCCCGAUUUGGAACAGUUUGAGUUUCCACACUUCCCUACUUCCUAUCUUCGUCUUGCAGCGCACCGAGUUGCUCAACACUAUGGGUUGCUGACUAUGGUGGACAAUGUGGUUGAUGGUCAGGGAACUCGUAUUUUGGUGAAGAAAAAGGUUGAUACUAAAUACCCGGCCCUCUGUUUAUCUGAUGUUCCACCCAAACAAUCAGAGAGUGACAAACUGGUAUCAGAGCGGGACGUGCUUAUAUUGCUGCGCGCUAUGGUGGGAUCCUCAAGGGGUGAGGAUUAUGCGAGCACUGUUGCGCGAGAGGGGAUGUGCACGUGCUGAUGAAGGCUCCACUCC